Glycine soja is the source of this 1730-nucleotide messenger RNA. RefSeq names its product DEAD-box ATP-dependent RNA helicase 56-like. The record is from RefSeq and is a predicted model, not a curated record. Bases 108 to 1388 code for a protein of 426 amino acids. The transcript is spliced from 12 exons. Gene Ontology annotation, molecular function: ATP binding; RNA binding; RNA helicase activity. NCBI's taxonomy places the organism in Eukaryota, Viridiplantae, Streptophyta, Magnoliopsida, Fabales, Fabaceae.
CACUGCCUCACUCGCUGUUGCUCUCCCUAAAACCCAGAACUAGAUCUAGGGUUUAUUUUCCUUUUCAUUUUGAAUUUGAACAAGUUUUGCGUCUUCAAAGAAAUAGGAUGGGAGAAUUGAAAGACACUGAGGCUUACGAGGAAGAGCUCAUCGACUACGAAGAGGAAGAAGAAAAAGCUCCCGAUUCUGCUAAACCCGUUGCUGAAUCUGGCAAGAAGGGUUAUGUUGGCAUCCAUAGUUCGGGAUUUCGAGACUUCCUGUUGAAACCAGAGCUUCUUCGAGCCAUUGUGGAUUCAGGAUUUGAGCAUCCUUCAGAAGUGCAACAUGAAUGCAUCCCUCAAGCAAUCUUAGGAAUGGAUGUCAUUUGCCAAGCGAAAUCUGGGAUGGGAAAGACUGCUGUUUUUGUUCUGUCAACACUUCAGCAAGUUGAUCCUGUUCCUGGUCAAGUUGCAGCUCUUGUUCUUUGCCACACAAGAGAACUGGCUUAUCAGAUUUGCCAUGAAUUUGAGAGGUUCAGCACAUAUCUUCCUGAUAUAAAGGCUGCUGUUUUCUAUGGUGGUGUCAACAUCAAGGUUCACAAAGAAUUGCUCAAGAAUGAAUGCCCACAUAUUGUUGUUGGAACACCUGGGAGGAUUCUUGCUCUGGCUAGAGAUAAGGACCUUGGUUUAAAGAAUGUGAGGCAUUUUAUACUUGAUGAGUGUGACAAGAUGCUCGAAUCACUUGAUAUGAGAAGAGAUGUGCAAGAGAUCUUCAAAUUGACUCCCCACGAUAAGCAAGUGAUGAUGUUUUCAGCUACACUCAGUAAAGAGAUCCGACCUGUUUGCAAGAAAUUUAUGCAAGAUCCCAUGGAAAUUUAUGUCGAUGAUGAGGCCAAAUUGACUCUUCAUGGUCUUGUCCAGCACUAUAUCAAAUUGCAAGAGACAGAAAAGAAUCGUAAAUUGAAUGAUCUUCUCGAUGCUCUGGACUUUAACCAAGUCGUUAUUUUUGUCAAAAGUGUAAGCAGAGCUGCUGAGUUGAACAAGUUGCUUGUGGAGUGUAACUUCCCAUCUAUCUGCAUACAUUCUGCAAUGUCACAGGAAGAGAGAUUGAAACGAUACAAGGGCUUCAAAGAAGGGAAGCAAAGGAUUCUUGUGGCAACAGAUUUAGUAGGAAGGGGGAUUGACAUAGAACGCGUUAAUAUAGUUAUUAACUAUGACAUGCCUGAUUCUGCUGAUACUUACUUGCACAGGGUGGGAAGAGCUGGUAGAUUUGGCACGAAGGGUCUUGCAAUUACUUUUGUGUCUUCUACUGCUGACUCUGAGGUUCUUAAUCAGGUGCAAUCUAGGUUUGAGGUUGACAUAAAGGAGCUUCCUGAACAAAUUGACACUUCGACAUAUAUGCCAAACUGAUGACGUUUUGGAACUAUUAGGAGGCAGAUCUUGAAGAAUCUUUUGCGGAUUGCGGAAUGGUUUAGUUGGCAUCUCAUCAAUUUGAGUGCAUUGAUACUAUUUAACAAAAGAUAUUGUUUAAAUUGUAAGAUUGGCCCAAUUUGAAUGACUCCUUUGAGAUUGAGCAGAUGUAUUUGUAGAAUACGUUAGUCGGUUAGCUUAUAAAUGUAUUGUUAUUUGUUAAUCAUCGAUACGUUUAACAUUUGCAGCAGUGUUAAAUCAUCGAUUCGUUUAACAUUUUAAGUAGCAGCAAUUGGUAUCGCUCUGCUUGAAUAAAGGCUCUAAUUGCUUUAUUUUGUCUUA